This is a messenger RNA of Eurytemora carolleeae, 923 nucleotides long. Its product is annotated as hepatocyte nuclear factor 3-beta. Lineage: Eukaryota; Metazoa; Arthropoda; Copepoda; Calanoida; Temoridae. Bases 492 to 923 code for a protein of 143 amino acids. The transcript is spliced from 5 exons. Gene Ontology annotation, molecular function: transcription factor binding; protein domain specific binding. The record is from RefSeq and is a predicted model, not a curated record.
UUGAGAGCACACCGAGCCGUUUAUUUGCCCUGACAACAAUCUUGGCUGUCUCAGUUUGGUUAGAAAAUUAGAGUGUAAACACUGUUGCGCCGCGCAGUUGAAAACCAACAAUCUUUGUUUGAAUUUACAAUUAUUUUCUGGGUGCAUACAAAGACAGGAAAAUCCGAGUGUCUCCCUCUUUUGAUUUGUUUGAUUACUGCAUCAAGAGAGGUGCAGCUAGAACUACAAACAUUUGUUUGCUGAUCAACUAUUAUAAAUCAAACAAAGUGAUCUUUGGAUAAAAAGUAGAGUAGGACAAACAUCAAGGACAAACAUUAAACUUAUUCUUAAACCCUGUGUUUGCUGAACACACAAACAUACAGGAGUAACAAACACUGUAGUACUUUAAACACAGUUUAAGAAGUCCCCAAUUAUUCAGGGGCGUUCGAAAGUGAAGAGAGGGUUUAGCUGGAGACAGGGGCGCCAAGUUUAAUGCUUUCAAGAGGGUGAGGAUGCUCCCGAAUAAAUUCUACCAGGGGGAGGGGGGAGGUUGCCCCCCCUCUUCCAUGUCUGGUUCUCUGUCCCAUCUUCCUAGCUACAGUAUGCAGUCUGGAAUGUCCUCAAUGGCCUCUGCAGGAAUGAACAGCUAUAAUUCAACAUUUAGUAACAACAUGAUGGGCUCGCCUCUUUCCUCAAUGCCACCGAUGCAAAGUUUAAACUCCCCCCACCAUGGAAUGGGACCGAGUAUGUCUCCUGUCCCAUACAUGUCCUCUCCUAUGGGAAUGUCUGGGAGCAUGUCCCAAUGUAUGGGAGGAGGAAUGUCCCAGGGGUCCCUGGGGUCAAGGGACUAUUUUCCAGAGCAGGGUAGUCCUAGAUCCCGCAGCUCAAUGGAUUCUAAAAGCUACAGACGAAGUUAUACUCACGCAAAACCUCCAUAUAGGUAA